ACCAAAAUAUUUUAUGUAUUAUAAAAUUAAUAGCAACUUAUUUAAUUGACUAGGUGUCACUUGUAGCCAGUGAUACAGAUAACAAGUGAACUGCUCCAUCAUAUAGUGAAAUUGCAACAAGUCACAUUAGUUAAGUUGAAACUAUGAAAUUACAUAUGUAAAUGCACACAAAAAGUUAGCAUAUUGUACUAUUCAUUUGAUAUGUCAUUGACUUCUCUCUCAGAUUACUGUUAAUUAAAUAGCUGUGGCUUAAUAAAUUGCUAAUCUUUAAUAAAUACAUUGUAGUGAUAAACUGUCUGCUCAAGUGUGUCUAUGUGUACCUGUGGCACACAAUCAAAAUUACCAUAUAGUAUGAAUUAAAUUGAAACAAACCACAGGAAAAUAUUUGAGUAACCAUCAGUAUUGCUUGCAUUCAGCUAUGACUUGGUUUGCUGUAUCAGAAUGUUGUAAGUAAAAUCUAUCAUUGAUGUAAUACUUAGCAAAAUUGUGGUGCAAGAAUGCAUACUAUAUAUAAACUCCUGUUACAGAUUCAAAUUGUUGACAGUCUGUUUAUGGAGAAACUCCGUGUCUGUGGAUACGACGGGGUGAAGACUUGGAAAAAGGUAACAAAUUAUACAGAAAAAGAGCCAAGUUCAACAGACAAACUACAAACUGCCAUUGAUCUUGUAGAAAUGGACAGUGUUACAAGAAGACAUAAUUCUUUUUGUCAUCAAUGUUAAAUCCUCACAUUGGUCAUUAAUGGUAAGAGCUACUUGAAUCUCACAUAAAGGUAAAAUGGCUUAUUUCGAAUUGGCAACUACUAGCUUGGAGAACCAAAGACAAAAGUGAUGACUUACUAUGACUCGCUUGGUAGAGAUGGCACCAAGCCGUUUCAUCAAUUAAGAGAGUUCCUGCUGAAACGAUUUAAUAGUAUUGGAUGGCAACUUCAGUAUCCAGAAAACAUACCACAGCAAGAAAACAGCUAUGACUGUGGUGUCUUUGUCUGCGAGUAUGCCCGCUGUUUGAUUCUGCACAAACCAAUGAAAUUUUCACAGGAUCAUAUGCCACAUAUAAGAGAAAGGAUAGCAACUGAGUUGCAGUCUGGGGUCCUGCUACCUGCUGAAUCAGCAACAGGCAACAGUGCCACUGAUGCACAAGUACACAAGGUACCUUCACAAGACCAGCCUGCUUUCACAAGUAAGAAGUGUACCAAAGACAUAUGGGAAAUAACAGAGCUGUCUAAUGUCACUGAAUCAUCGUGGGAAAGAUUGCCAAAAUUUCUACAACUUGUUUUACCCAAAGGUUACACUUACAUGAUAGAGCACAUAGAAAGCGUACAUUCCCGGGAUUUCAUAGGAGCCCAAACUGAACCUUUCAAUGCACAGAUUCGAACAAGUGUUACAUGUAGAGAUGAAGCACAAAGCUGGCUAAAGUCAAUGAUGGAUCAUAGCCAAUGCACGUAUAGAGUUACCAGGACAUACAAGCCAACAAUGAAGCGCUUGCUCUUUAGAGUAGAUAUGCAUUGCCAACACCAGCAGAAGGCACUUUCAACCAAACAGCUGGCUUUAAAAUCUUCCCAUACAACAAAAAAGGGUCUUGCCUCUGAGCUUCGAAAAAAGAAAACUAACUGUCCAUCAACUCUGAUUAUGACUGUUGAGAAUUCCACCAAGAAACUGUUCAGAAAGUGUCACAAUCAAUCAAAAGUUCUCCAUCCAACUUUUGUCAAGCUACUGUUUGACCACAACCACCCCAUACAUAGUGCACACUCGCUCAGCUUUCGCUCAAUAGCACAACAGACCAAAGACAUUUUCUUUGAUCUAUUUCGCUCAGGACAUUCUGCAGCAACUGCAUGGCAUACAUACGAAUCAAAACUACUCUUAACUUCCCUCAAUAAAACAUCAAUGCAGCGUGAAUUGGCAGACAGGGCAAUCAAUCCUUCUAGGCAAGAUGUAUGUAGACUUUACGAUACGUGGAGAAGAGCUGAAAUGGGGCCUGAUGAUGGGAAGGCCAUGAUUGACCAACUACAGGAAGAAAUUGACAGGUUUAAUGAGCAAUACUCACAAUUUGGAGGCAAGGCAGAAAUGCAACCCUUUCAAGCAGCAACAUACCCAAAAAGUGAUAAUGACAGCGAUGACAGCAACACUGAAGCAGAAAAGAGUAGUAGUAAACUGCCACCUCCCAAAAAGAAAAAAAAGCUGAGAGAGGCAAAUCAACCACUGAUUAUAGCCAUUUGUACCCAACUAAUGGCAAGAGCUCAUGAAAUAGUACAACAAUCAAGCGAAAUCGUGUUCUGUGAUUCCACCUCUACAUUAGAUCGGUUUGGAAAUUCUAUGUUUAUUAUUUCGACAACCCAUGCUUGCUGUUCAAUUCCACUAGGUGUAAUGAUCGUGUCUGACGAAAAGCAAGAAACUAUCAAAGAGGGGCUUGAAAUGUUGAAAAGAGUUUUGCCUACCUCUGCAUUCUAUGGUCGGGGUGUACAUGUGGGUCCUGCAUUAUUUAUGACAGAUGACAGCACUGCUGAACGAGAGGCUCUUCAAUCUAGCUGGAAACCAUCCCGACUCCUCUUAUGCAUAUUCCAUUUCCUACAAAGAAGAUGGACGUGGUUACACGAUGGAAAGAACAGAAUUCCUCAAAAAGAUCGUCUGUACUUGAUAAAGAUGAUUAAAGGUCUGGUAUACUCGAAGUCAGAAAAUGAGCUAAAUGGCCUGUAUACUAAGCUUCAAAACGAUCACAUUUCUAUUCGGUACCCACCUUUCCUUCAACACAUUAAGUCACUCUGGCCGAGAAGGCGUGAAUGGGCUAUAUGCUACAGGCAUGCUGAUCUCACUAGAGGUAACCACACCAAUAAUUACGCCGAAGCAGGCAUCAAGAUUGUAAAGGAUCUGGUCUUCAGCAGAAUAAAGGCAUACAAUUUGACUCAAAUGUUUGCCUUUAUUACAGAGUCAAUGGAACUAUACUAUCAGAGAAAGUUACUCAAUGUCUCAAACAGUAGAAUGGAUCACUUUGUUGCCACCAAAUUUCUGGGUCAGGGUGCUGAGACAGUUCAACAUUGUGCCAUUGAAAGUCUUGGCGAUAGCAUCUUCCGUGUAAAAAGCAGAAAACGCUUAACUGAGUUUGAUGAUGACAGUUAUGUUGUGGACAUGCACAUUGGAACUUGCAGCUGCAAGAGAGGGCAAAAUGGCUCUCCAUGUGCCCAUCAGGCAGCAGUUGUGUCCAAAUACAAAAUAGAUAGUGUUAACUGCUUUCCGUCACUAAAUGCAUCAGCUAGGCAUCGAAUUGCUAAAUUGGCAAUAGGCGAAAAAGCCAAAUCUGAUAUAAAUUUCUACGCUUCUCUUCAUCAAGAAACAUACGACAAUGCUGAUAAUGACUCAAAUCUGUCCGACUCACAUGAUUUAAGCAGAUUAAGGGCAAAAUUUCUGCUACAUACAGACGAUCAGGACACCAAUCUAAAGUGCAAUGACCUAAACGAAGACUCGGACGUCCAAUCUACAACAAACUCAUUGGCAUCAGCAUCUCAAGAACUCAAAUCCAAACUCAGAGCAAUUACAACUGAUAUGAUUGAAAAAUUAGAUUCUGAAGAUCAGCAGUUCAGAGAUGCUGUGCAAAAAUUUGUCAUGCGAUAUGAAAGUCUUCAAGGCCCCAGAUCUAUUGCCCGACUGUCUAGCGCACUACAUCAGUUUGGAUGGAUAUUUGGCGGUCAUUCCAUACGUCGCCAUGGUGUCUUCAUUCAAAGAGGGAAACGAAUUCCAGUGCAAGCAACCUCAGCUGGAAGACGGAAGUAUGGAUCCAAGAGCAAAACAAAAACCACAGCAGGACGUCCCAUAAGUUCUAUGCUCGUCAAGUCCAAAGAAAAUGUUACACAAAGCCGCUAUGUAAUUCCACUAAGAAAGCCCAAUCAAAAUCAAGGCAAAAGGCCUCACUCUUUGAAAUUAAGUAUACAGAAAGGCUGCCAGAAUGCUGGGAAGUGGUAA
Corticium candelabrum is the source of this 3950-nucleotide messenger RNA. RefSeq lists its product as uncharacterized. The record is from RefSeq and is a predicted model, not a curated record. The transcript is spliced from 4 exons. The coding region runs from base 828 to 3950 and encodes 1040 amino acids. Gene Ontology annotation, molecular function: cysteine-type peptidase activity; zinc ion binding. Lineage: Eukaryota; Metazoa; Porifera; Homoscleromorpha; Homosclerophorida; Plakinidae. Gene Ontology annotation, biological process: proteolysis.